Molecule: messenger RNA, 7976 nt
Organism: Mercenaria mercenaria
Lineage: Eukaryota; Metazoa; Mollusca; Bivalvia; Venerida; Veneridae
Product: delphilin-like
Exons: 29
Coding region: 1265-4843 (1192 amino acids)
Biological process (GO): actin nucleation
Cellular component (GO): actin filament
Molecular function (GO): microtubule binding
Source: RefSeq, a predicted model, not a curated record
CUAUACAGGUUGUCACACUGUAGAAGAGAAAAUGGACAUGUAACAGCUGUAUAGAAUCAUUUUAAUAUGAUAUUGCUAAUGCAUUAUGGGUAAUAAAAAAUUAAAAGAAGAAAAGUUAUAAUUAUAGUAGGGAUAUAUCUAUCAUUGAACUGUGAACAGGACUUUCUGUUAGUGAUUCUAUUGACUGAUAUGCUGUCUGCUAGAUGGGAAUUCCCUGAUAGCAACUGGCCAUUCGAGAUAGGCAACAAAAUUGUUUCUGUUUUUGUUAUGUUGCAAUAAUUGAUGCGUUUUCAUGAUAAUAUUGAAGAGUGUGUUUUCCUCUGUGUAUUGUUUUCUGGAAUAUUUUGUUGCAUCCUACAGUAAAUCAUUGCAGAUUGUUUUGUGCGACUUCUGUGUGAAAUAUAAAAAGCAGUUUUUCGAAAUGUCAUGCAUAAUUAGUUACACUGCAGUUAUUUUUGUUGCCAAAAAAAUACUGGAAAUGGAAUGAUUUUAUGAAUAUUACAUAAAAAAUGUAUUUUAAAAAAUAAUGCUUUUUAAAGUGAAGGAAAAAUCUAGGGAUGCAAAUUAUGUUGGAGCAGAGAAUGAUUAUUUACCUACAAGAUAAAAGAGCCUCAUGGAAUUUAAUAUGCAGAAGCAGAAAAGGAGCUAUGCUUUUAACUGAUUGUGGGUGUAAAAAAAUGUGAAAGAAAUAUCAGAACUUUGUUACUAAUACAAUGCAAUGCCAUGAAAAUGUGAAGAAGGAAAAAAAUCACCAACUGAAGAAAAUUAAGUGUUUAUAUUGAUUGACAGGACAAACCUCAGGAUUAAUUAAGUGAUAUGCAGUUUUAUGUGUCCUUAAUGUGGUCUGUGAUUAGGCUUGAACAAUAUUUCUCUUUAUGUCAUCUUUCCUGCGCUAUUUAAAUAUCUGGUAACAUUUCUACAGUCAGUUUUGGAUAGAAAUUAUGGAUAUCAUGGGAUAUGAAAAUAGUAAUAGAUAUGACAGAUGGUUUAAUUUGUGAAGUGUUAUACAUUGUUAAAGUUCUUAAAUAAUCAAAUGACGGAGGAGUUUGCUUGAUUACAUAUAUUGUAUGUCGAGACUCCAAGACUGGAAUAAACUGUAAUGUUAAAAUGUACCACCAAUAAAAAGUUACAUUAAAUUUGAAAUUUGAAAAACUUACAGAUACAAGAUUUUAUAAAUAAGAUUCCACAGAAAUUUAAAUUUGUGCAGAAAUAUUUGAAAUUAAUCUGGAAGUUUUAAAAAAAGAAAGCUACAAAAAGGAACAGGAUGGUCAAACGAGCAUCAUUCCUGGAAAUUGAAGACUGUUUCAAAAUGACACUGCAAGAAGAUGGAUUUGAAGUUUUCAAAUGUUUACGGUACGGUAUGGUACUGGAUCCUACAGAACUAAAGAGCUAUAUGCCAAUGUUUACACAGCAUAUUGACUAUUUGUGUAUGCAUUUUUCCCAGAUGAACGAGAUCUUGGGGGAUGACUAUGAGAAGAAGAUGGCCAUAGUGGGUGUGUUGAAACAGUACGCUGAGGAUAGAGAUAUCGACAUGCUGGCCCGAGCGCUCUCUGUCAUCCUGAAAACUUCACAUCAGAGACGCUUACUUCGACAAAUAAGGCCAUUCAUACCACCUCGGCAGAGAAUUCGGUUCGAUGACAUCACACGGCAACAACAACAAUACAUGGCCAAAAUGAAGACAACACCAGAAAAGACGGCCAACGGCACACCAACAGCAUCUCAUAAACAUGGCCAGAGGAGAGCUUUGCAGAUUGUACGAGAGAACAACAGUUUUGGGUUUGUGAUCAAGGGAAGUAAUCCAGCGUACAUAGAGACGGUUGAUCCCAAUGGAGCUGCAGAGAAAGCAGGCCUUCAGCCAGGAGACUUUGUUAUCAAACUAAAUGGAAUUGAUGUCAGAAAAUGCAGUCAUGCCCACCUGGUGCAGUUAUUGCAGGACAGUGGUACAGCACCAAUUCUAGAGGUACUUCGCUGUGAUCAGGAUGAAUAUCCAUACAGUUCUGGUCCACAAGGUUCAAAUUCCUCGGCCUCAUCCACUUCCAGUCACGCUGAGUCUGACUGGACAACUCAAGAUAAUAAACUCAUAGUGGACAAAGAAGGAAGAACCUACCUUGAAAGAGCUGAGUUUUUGCUGACCAGUAGAGAAAGGUCACGAGUCAAGAAGGCAUGGAUAGAAUAUGAAAGUACAAGUAACAUAGUUGAAUUGUUUGAGUCAGUAUCUGCAGUGCUGGACACACCCUCCAAGAAGACACUGUGGAUGUUUAUCCUGGCUAGACUAUCCCCACCCCAUCAACAGUAUUGUAUCAACCAGAUCUCUCUCCCCAGAAGUAUCCUUUUAGAAUGCAUAGAAAAGCUAGAAAGUGACAAAAAUCAAAGCUGGUCUGGUGAUGGUGAUACAACCAGCACUUCUGCUUGGGGCUCUCGCAAGUCAAGUAUAAAGAUAUCAUCAUUCCAGCAACAAGUAGAAUAUCUUCUUACGUCAAGAGAGAGGUCCAUGCUGAAGAAAGCUCUUCAACUCUACUCAGAAAAUAGAAAUGUUGACAACAUGAUAGAAGACCUUGAUGUGAUUUUGGACACACCCUCUAAGAGGACAUUAUGGAUGUAUAUCAUACCUCUGUUGACCCAGAUGCAUCAAGAUGUUGUACGACAGAGAGUAGGCACUAAACAAGUAGCCAGUCUGCAACCGUCAUCAGAUUCUGAAUCUACAGCACAACGGAAAUCCACUACAAAGCAUCCAAUCAUAUCUUCAGAUGAAGAACAUGACUUGAUCUCUAGAAAUGGAGGUAGGAAAGUUAGAUCUAAACCUGCAGCUCCAUCUUCCCUGGGUGGAUUAGAUCUGUCAAUCAUCAAGGAAUUGGAAGAGACGAGAAGGGCGGUACAGGAAGUCAAAGAAUUCCUGUACAAGGGACAGAGCCCAGAAUAUGAUCGUGAAAAUUUUAAAUAUGUGACAGUUAUUCCAAUUGAACGCCAGCUUCAGGAGGCUUCUCUUCGUUCGCCUAUCAGUGUACAGCUUCCAGGGCAAACAUUUCCUGUGACCUUUAACUCACAAAAUAUUGCUGGGUUAAGUCCCAGUCAACGACUGUUUACUCCACAGGAUGUGCAAAGAUUAGAAACGGAACUAUUUUCACCUAUGUCAAAUAGUGGUAGCAGACCACAGCAUAGUGAUUCUGGACCAAGGGUUAGAUUUCUUGCAAAUUUUGUAGGUUUGAAUAACACUGAAAGUGAUGAUUCACCAAGAAAUCCACCAAGUUUUGUGAUAAAUGGCCCAGAAGAAGAAAGUCGUCUAAAAAUUCCGCCAAAUUUCAUGAGAAGUGGAACUGAAAGUGACCAAGAAAAUGAAUUAGAAAGGAGGGCCAACUCACAGCUGCUUGUUUCCAAAUUUGCGAAAAUGGGAGGAGAUACCUUUAACAGACAUGCACUGACAGCACUGAAACAAUUGGAUGCAGCAGUUGCAGCAGAAGUUUCAGAUCUUGAGUACAGCGGGGAUGCAAGGAACAAAUCACCAGCAGAAGGCAAAAUAGUGCCAUCUUUGAAUGGGGAGACAACUGCCCCUGCACCACCACCACCACCACCUCCGCCACCACCAGUGGCUCCCCCUCCCCCAGCCCCACCAGUGCCAGGUACCAGCUCGCCGGAAAAGUCAGGGAUGAAUGUGAAGAGAAUCAAUUGGGAGAAACUUGACCAGCAAAAAGUGGAAAACACUGUCUGGGAACAGAUUGGUGAAGCUACAGACCUGCAGGAUGUUGUUCGAUAUCUAGAACUGGAACAGUACUUCUCUACAAAAUCUCCUAGACAGAGUUCGGUUUCCAUGUGUGACACAGGGACAGCACUUUGUACAUGUGUUAAACAUAGAAUGUCAGCUCUCAAAAAGCUUCCUGAAAAGAAGAGUAAAAUUUGUAUACUAAAUCCAAAGAAAUCCUACAAUAUAUCUAUACUCCUGGGUCACCUGAGAUUGACACUGAGUGAGGUACGACAUGCACUAUACAUGCUGGAUGAAGAGGUUCUUACCCCAGAACUACUGAGACAACUGCUUGCCUUUGCACCUAAUAAAGAAGAGAUGGAGCAGCUGGACUCGUACAAUGGAGAUAUUGAAGAACUGAGUGCUUCUGACAGAUUCACAUAUGAGAUGAGUCGAGUACCCGGAUAUGAACAAAGGUUGAAGGCUCUGGUAUUCAAAGGAAAUUUCCAAGAAAAAAUCACUGAAAUGAAAGAGCAUAUGCAGAAUAUCAGGAAAGCCUCAUUAGAAUUACGGCACAGUAAAAAAUUGUCAAAGAUACUGGAGCUUAUACUGGCAAUGGGUAAUUAUAUGAACCAAGGGAACCAGAGAGUUGGUGAAGCUGCUGGAUUUAAAAUAAAGUUUCUCUCACAGCUUGAGAUAACGAAAACUUCAGACAAUAAAUUGACAUUCCUACAUGUGUUAGCGGAGACGGUAUUUAACAAGUUUCCUGAACUUGUUGCUGUGGGAGAGGAACUCACAACUGUACCAGAAGCUGCCAAAUUUUCCAAUGUACUUUUAAAUCAAGAACUACAAGAUCUUAGAAAAGUUUUACAGGAUAUUUCAAACACACUGGAGAAGUUUGGUUCACAGAAGACAAGUCUUGGUAUAAAUGAUAAAUUUCAAGACGUGAUGGGACAUUUCAUAUCACAGGCUUCCGAUGAGAUACAGAGCUUGUUCCGUCUAAAUGCCAAUACAAUGGAAGAGUUCCAGAGUACAGUGCAAUAUUUUGGGGAAGAUCCAAAGAAAGUGACCACUACAGAACUGUUUGGGGUAUUUGCUGAAUUCAUUACCAAAUUUGAGAAGGCACACAGACACAACAUUAUGUACAAACGAUAUGCAAAUUUAUGAAAAAACCGGAUCUGGUAGAAACCUGUAUUUAACACCCAGAAUAAACAUAUAGGCUAUAUAUGUACGUAAAUGUCACACGUCUGACAUUUUCAUGUUUCACCAGCAUUUACGUCGCUUGGAAACAAAGACAAGACCAAAAAAGAUGGAGGAGUAAAUAUUUCUGAGCCUUUGCCUUCUAUAUGUUAAGUUAUCAGAGACUGUGCUUCACAGUCUUACCUUACAGAAAGUGAGAUUCAAGAGCUGGCAAAGUGGAAUGUAAGAACAUAGACUCUUACAAUGGAAGGAUUGGUUAAUUGAUUUUGAGGAGUGAACAUGAGAGCCACCUUGAAGGUUCAGUUAUACUCUUCAUUUUGCUAGAUAUGAUUGUUAAAGAAAAAUGUAUUUAAAACACCUUCUCAUAGCGGUUUAUUAAGAUAUUUUCUAUUUGUACAGAAUCUAGAUCAUUGAAAAAAAUGUGUACAAAUACAGUCAAAUAAGACUAAAGACCAUCUGAAAAUAGAGGUCUAAACUGUAAAACUCAUUUUGAAGGAUCAUCUUUAUAUAUAGAUGUUCUUUUAUAGUUAAACAGGAAGUGGAAGUGCCAUUUCAAGUCGCUUCUUAUUCAGCGGUAAAAAGUUCAUCUUGUUUAAAAAUAUAAGAUAAGAAGUUUCCAGCUAAGAUGGAUAUUGCAGCUGGUUUCUUUUAUUCCAUUAUUGCCUACCAUUUAUGGUCAGUUAUCUUGUGUUACCAUUUGUAUUAGACUUACUGUUCAAAUUUUAGUUUUAUUUAUAGUGAUUCAUUUUAGCUUGAUUAAGAUGAAAGCUUUAGCUUAUUUGAACCAUACUCCAGUCGGCUUCCUGGAAAAAAAGAUUUAGCUUAUUUGAACCACACUCCAGUCGGCUUCCUGGAAAAAAAGCUUUAGCUUAUUUGAACCACACUCCAGUCGGCUUCCUGGAAAAAAAGCUUUAGCGUUUUGAACCACACUCCAGUCGGCUUCCUGGAAAAAAAGCUUUAGCUUAUUUGAACCACACUCCAGUCAGCUUUCUGGAAAAAGCAGUACUGGUGUUCUGAGAGAAGGUGUUAUUGUGACCCAAUUGGGGCUCUAACCCAUGACCCCUUGGUUGAGCAUCCAACACCUUAACCACUAGUCAGAUAUUCAUCACACUAUAUACGUUACUCUUUCUUUGAAAUUGUUCAAAUUGCAAUUGUUUUCUGUAACCAGAAAAGAACCAUCUGUGCUAGAGGAAAAGAAAUUGGAUCCAUUUCUUCUCCUGGACUGUUUAUUGAUUUUCACAAAACUUGGUUUAUAUUGAAGCUACAUUUGUGGUGGUAAUGUUACAGGCUGGCAGAACUGAAACACAGUAAAGGAAUUUUCAUAAGUUAUAAAGCCACUGCAGUUUGUUCUGGUACAAAAUGUGUAUAGGCUCCAGUAUACAAAAUGAAUGUUUUAUCAAGUGCUUGUUAUUUACCAUUGAUGGAUUUUUCACCAAAUAUGGCAGGAAGCAUCAUUAAAUAGACUUUUGUAGAAUUGCUUUCAAUCUGUUAGUUUUGAUAUUUAUAUGAAUAUAUGUUAACAGCAGAUAUAUACUGAAGUUAUUUUGAAAUAGCAUAAUAUCACAUUUUUUUAAGAAUACACAUCAUUUGCUUAUGCAGUAUAUGUUACCAGAUAUUAUUUUUGUGCCCCACCCUAUUUUUUUAAGAGUGGGGGGGCACUUAAGAGUUGCCCUUGUGUCCAUCCAUCCAAACAUAUGUCUUCAUAUCUCAAAAAGUAUUUGACCCAGAGUCAAUGAUCUAACCUCACAGGAUUGUUAUUCGUGAAUACACAUUUGUACAACAUGUAAUUCAAAAAGUAUUUGACCAAGAGUCAUAAAACAUUAGGGGAUUUUUAUGUAGCAUGUGAAGUUGAUCACCUGGGGUUUGGUUUUGGAUUUCACUUAACUAGACCAGAGUUAUGGUCCCUGACUUACUGAAAAUACACAUAAAGUGCUUAAAAGUUUGUGUUGCAUAUUUCUUGAAAGUAGUUCCCCUAGAGUCAUGAAACCAUGUAGGAAUCUUAUCCAGCUUGUGAAUUUGUGCACCUGAAUUUUGAUUUUUUUCACUUUGCAAGACCAGAGCUAUAGCCCUUGAAUAAGUAAAAAAAAAAGUUUGUGUGAAAUUGUGCACCAGGUGUUCUGUUUGGGAUUUCACUCAGCAAGGCUUAGUGAAAAAUACACAUAAAGCUACUAUUAUUAUAACCUUAUCAUAUUCAAGUCAUGAGCACAUAUCAUUGUAUUAUUUGCCUUGUUACUACUCAUUGUUUCCUCCAAGACCAAGUGUUUGUGACAUUUUCACCAUAUGGUACCAUUCUUCAUUCCUUUACAGGAAAGAUCUAGGGUUAUUCAUUUAUUUAUACAUGUAUAUCUGUCUGUAUAAUUGUUUCUACCUUUAUUGAUGAUAUCUGAUGGUAUUAUAAAUCAUUACUCACUGUUUACAGCUUUGAAGAUUUAACAUUAUAUACAUAUUGGCGUACUUCAUGUUUUAAUUAUCUGUAACUUGUUAUAGUAAUAAAUGUUCUCUUUGGUGAUGAAGUAAUUGUACUUUAUCUUCAUUUACAUCUGCAUAGAAAACAUCUUGGAUCAGCCCUUAAUGUACAAAUCUCAACAAGUUGUUUUUUUUUUAAGGAAAUAUUUGAAAUGCAGCUUUUGUACCCUUUUUUCUGAUUUUAUUAAAAUGGUUAAAAAGGUGUUAAAAUGCAAAAAGGACAGUGAAAAAUAUCUAUCUGGAAGCACCUGAAAACUGUCUUUAGAUUUUAAGUGUUUUUUAGCUAUGUAAAAAUGAUAAGGUCAGGUAACUCAUGAUUAAACAAUUGGCUUAAUAUAGAAAACAGGGACAAAUACGUCUAAUAGAAAAUGUCACAUUCAAAGAAUGCAGCUGCCAACAUCAAUGAAUGUGUACUUGUCUUGAAAAAGUCCAAACUUUCUUACUGGUACUUACUGUUUUAUAUCAAACAUGAUGAAUACAAAAUGAGGGUAAAGGACACUUAAAGGUCUUCUUAUGUCCUGUUAGUAUGAUAUGAUGUAGGCGUGUUAUGAUGUUAGCAUGAUAUGAUAUUGGCAUGUUAUGGCAUUAUUAAUUUAACAGGCAACUUAAAUCAACAACUAGAGAAUGUUAGAAA